Sphaeroforma arctica JP610 is the source of this 1664-nucleotide messenger RNA. RefSeq lists its product as hypothetical. NCBI's taxonomy places the organism in Eukaryota, Ichthyosporea, Ichthyophonida. Gene Ontology annotation, molecular function: sucrose:proton symporter activity. The record is from RefSeq and is a predicted model, not a curated record. Gene Ontology annotation, biological process: transmembrane transport. The transcript is spliced from 2 exons. Gene Ontology annotation, cellular component: membrane. The coding region runs from base 129 to 1619 and encodes 496 amino acids.
CACAGAUAUCGUAAAAUCUCUUACACAUUGGUCAAGAUUGAACGUUUAUAACUUUAUAUUAUAAAUUGCAAUUGCUUGGGAAUUUAAUGGCCAGUUUACAUGAUACAUAAUACAAAGUCCGAAACACAAUGGCGGAUACCGAGAAAAAGAAUUCAAUUAGCGAGCUGCAAGAGUCCAGCUACGCAGUUGAUGACGGCGGCGAUGAAGCGUUUAACUACCUGAGCAGAGAGGAGGCCGAGGCCAAGGGUAUCUUCUGGAUUGACCCGCACCCUCAGACCGGCAACGAGAAACUCAAGGUGUACGGUCAAAUCAUGUUGCUUGCACUCCCCUGGGUUGGUGUGCAAUGUAUUUGGGCUGCCGAAUUCGGUACCACCACACCAUAUCUAAUUGCAAUGGGACUAGGAGAAAAGGCUGCUUCCAAUAUUUGGUUGUCGGGACCUCUCAUGGGGUUCUUUGUAGCACCUGUUGUUGGUUCACUAUCUGACAAGACACACUUGAAGCUGGGACGUCGCCGUCCCUGGAUGAUCAUCGGUCUUUGUCUGCUUGCCCUCUUCAGUAUGCUUCUCGCAAACUCUAAGAGUAUGGGGGAUGCUGGUUUGACUGUAGCGAUGGUGUCGUUCAUUUGCUUGGAUGGUUGCAUUAAUGUUAUCCAGACCCCACUCCGCGCACUCAUUGCAGAUUUCGCACCGCCCUCGCAGCAAUCCGCCGGUCAACUUAUGGCCUCCACUUUCCAAGGUGUUGGCGGUUUGGUAGGAUACGUGCUUCAGAAGUAUUUCUAUACGGAUCCCCUCGAAGUAAUGGUGCUGUUCAUUCUUGUGUUGGUGGUCAAUGUGGUGUUCGUUGGUCUGGCUUGCUUCUUAAUUAAGGAGGAGCACUUCCCCAAACCAGAGGGCGAAAAAGUAUCUAUUGCCGAGCCUUUCAUCCAUCUUGCCAAGUCGAUCAAACAGCUAACUGGCAAGCUAAUCAUUGUCGGUUGCACCGUAUUCUUCUGCUGGUGGGGGCUCUUCGGCUGGUGGCCCGUCAGUUCCAGUUGGUACACCACGGUUGUCAUGGAAGGUUGUGGUGUUAACCCAAGGGAUACUCCCGCUGGAGAAACUCCCGUAUGUUCCCAGGAAGACUACGACAACUACAGUAAGGGACUGGAAGUCAAUGCAAAUGCUAACAUUCUUGCAAAUGUCAUGCAAAUCAUCAUGGCUGGUGGUCUAUCCAUGCUGAUGACGAGAGGCGUCAUUGUCAAAUGCCGUUUCAUCUGGAGCGCCCUGCUUGUUGUGGGUUGCUUCCUUAUGGUUGCAUCAUACUGGAUCCGUGGUGAGGCAUACGCUUACAUUGUAGGUGUUGGAAUGGCCAUUCCUAUCUCAGGUAUCAAUGCGUUUCCUUUCGCAAUCGUUGGUAAGUACAAUCAGGAAUCCAAUGAAGAGUCAGGAGACGAGGCACAGGUUGGAGCACAAUUCGGACUUCUAAAUCUGUUCAUUGUUGUCCCACAAAUCAUUGUAACUCUGGUCGUGGGAGAGAUGCGUGUAAGUCUAGGUCUCGAGGCUGUUAUGCUGAUGAACGGUGUCGCUUUCGGAAUUGCUGCUAUCAUCGCUGUCUUUAUUAAGGAAACCACUAGCAAGGUUUGAAAUAGUGGAGGCAAAUCCUCCUAUUAAAGUAAUAUGGUAAUAUAA